Messenger RNA from Eruca vesicaria subsp. sativa (arugula), 333 nucleotides. The record is from the annotation of a GenBank genome assembly. NCBI's taxonomy places the organism in Eukaryota, Viridiplantae, Streptophyta, Magnoliopsida, Brassicales, Brassicaceae.
AUGCAGCUUUUGGAUUGUUACGAUCGACAAUUCUGCUUAUACUUUGAAGCAUUCCACCUGAAGAAGACACCCAUGUACAUAGCUUUCAUGCAGUUCAUGGGAGAUGAAGAGGAAGCGACGAGUUUCAGCUACACAUUGGAGAUCAAUGGAAAUGGCAGAAAGAUGACAUGGCAAGGCGUGCCUAGAAGCAUUCGUGACAGUCACAAGACCGUCCGUGACAGCCAAGACGGCUUGAUCAUCACUCGCAAGUUGGCUUUGUUCUUCUCUAGCGAUAAUACCAACAGCAAGGAACUGAAGUUGAAGAUUUCAGGUCGUGUAUGGAGAGAACAUUGA